Cucumis sativus (cucumber) is the source of this 1299-nucleotide messenger RNA. RefSeq names its product peroxisome biogenesis protein 7. Bases 99 to 1049 code for a protein of 316 amino acids. The record is from RefSeq and is a predicted model, not a curated record. Gene Ontology annotation, biological process: protein import into peroxisome matrix. Lineage: Eukaryota; Viridiplantae; Streptophyta; Magnoliopsida; Cucurbitales; Cucurbitaceae. Gene Ontology annotation, cellular component: cytosol; peroxisomal matrix. Gene Ontology annotation, molecular function: protein binding. The transcript has a single exon.
AGAAAAAGGAAAAAAGAAAAAGAGAUGUGUAGCUUCGAAGUUCGAAAUAAGCGAGAGGGUGAGAUCAGAAAGAGAGACUUUCUUCCUACCAUUCAACUAUGCCCGUCUUUAAGACUCCCUUCAAUGGCUACUCCGUCAAGUUCAGCCCCUUCUACGAAUCCCGCAUCGCCGUCGCUACCGCCCAAAAUUUCGGAAUCCUCGGCAAUGGUCGCCUCCACGUCCUCGAUCUCAAUCCCGCCGGUCCCAUAUCCGAACACAUCGCCUUCGACACCGCCGACGGAGUCUACGACGUCUCUUGGUCCGAAUCUCACGACUCUCUUCUCGUCGCCGCCAUCGCCGAUGGCUCUGUCAAGCUCUACGACCUCGCUCUUCCACCCACUUCUAAUCCCAUUCGAUCCUUCCACGAACAUACUCGCGAGGUUCACUCUGCUGACUACAACCCCGUUCGUCGCGACUCCUUUUUGACUUCCUCUUGGGACGAUACCAGCAAGCUUUGGACCCUAGACCGCCCCACCAGUGUCAGAACAUUCAAAGAGCAUGCCUAUUGCGUCUAUUCCUCCGUCUGGAACCCUCGUCACGGCGAUGUCUUCGCUUCCGCAUCUGGCGAUUGUACCGUUCGCAUUUGGGAUGUGCGAGAACCAGGCUCCACUAUGAUAAUUCCGGCUCAUGAUUUCGAAGUUCUAUCUUGCGAUUGGAAUAAGUACGACGAUUGUUGUAUUGCUACGGCUUCCGUCGAUAAAUCAAUUAGGGUAUGGGAUGUUAGGAGCUACAGGACCCCGGUUUCUGUAUUGAAUGGCCAUGGGUAUGCAGUUAGGAAAGUCAAAUUCUCCCCUCAUCGACAGGGUUUGUUAGCCUCAUGCUCCUACGAUAUGACUGUGUGCUUGUGGGAUUACAUGCUCGAGGAUGCUCUUGUUGGAAGAUAUGAUCAUCACACUGAAUUCGCUGUAGGAAUAGAUAUGAGUGUGCUUGUUGAGGGCCUGCUUGCCAGCACUGGAUGGGACGAGCUUGUUUAUGUAUGGCAGCAUGGGACGGACCCAAGAGCCCCUUAAGAAAAGGAAAGAUUUUGCUGCUUCCUUUAAAUUUAUGAAUUUUUCAUAUUACAGUUCAUAGGUUUUAAGUGAAUAAGCCAUUUUAGUGUUACGUAAAAAAAAAAAAAAGAAGAAGAAGAGAGAAAGCGCUACUUGUUGGCAGAAUAUAUGUUCGUCAAGAUUGAACUGAGUGUGUUAUAAUAGUCAUUUGCUUUGUUCAAGAUUGAAUAUAUAUAAACUUAUUUUUCUCAAGAACUUGAGAUCUACAUAA